CAUAAAUGCAUGGGAGAGAUCAGAGACGGUGAGUUGGUAAGAAUGAUAGAUAUAAAUAGCGAGGCAAAGUUGGAAAAAAGAUGUUGAAGUUUGAGACAUGGGAAAAUUGGGGUUAGGCCUUGUGGUAUUGCUAUGUUUGAUAGCGACGGCGAUCGCCGAACAAUGCGGUAGUCAAGCCGGUGGGAAGACAUGCCCCAACAACCUCUGCUGCAGCCAGUACGGGUGGUGCGGCAACGCCGAAGAUUACUGUUCUCCCUCCAAGAACUGCCAAAGCAAUUGCUGGGGCGGUGGCGGUGAAAGCGCUUCGAACGUGCGCGCCACUUAUCACUACUACCAACCGGAGCUGCACGGGUGGGACUUGAACGCCGUGAGCGCUUAUUGCUCCACUUGGGACGCUGGGAAGCCUUACUCGUGGCGCAGCAAAUAUGGGUGGACCGCUUUCUGUGGGCCCGUUGGGCCUCGCGGGCAGGCCUCGUGCGGAAAGUGCCUGCGGGUCACCAACACGGGCACGGGAGCCCAGACCACUGUGAGGAUCGUUGAUCAGUGCAGCAACGGAGGCUUGGAUUUGGACGUCGGAGUUUUCAACCGUUUGGAUACCGAUGGGAGAGGUUACCAACAGGGUCAUCUCAUUGUUAACUAUCAGUUUGUGGAUUGUGGGAAUGAGAUCGACCGCACCCAACCAUUACUCUCCAUUCUCGAUGCUCCUUAAUCACAUCAAUAUGUAAUAAUCGUCCAACCAAUAAUUACUUGGGGAUUUUGUUAUCCUUAAUCACAUCAAUGUCCACCUUUUAUUUUUUUUUUCUU
Cajanus cajan (pigeon pea) is the source of this 804-nucleotide messenger RNA. RefSeq names its product wound-induced protein. Gene Ontology annotation, biological process: defense response to bacterium; defense response to fungus. Gene Ontology annotation, molecular function: RNA nuclease activity; chitin binding. Lineage: Eukaryota; Viridiplantae; Streptophyta; Magnoliopsida; Fabales; Fabaceae. The record is from RefSeq and is a predicted model, not a curated record.